Molecule: messenger RNA, 1017 nt
Organism: Rhopalosiphum padi (bird cherry-oat aphid)
Lineage: Eukaryota; Metazoa; Arthropoda; Insecta; Hemiptera; Aphididae
Exons: 4
Coding region: 65-664 (199 amino acids)
Source: RefSeq, a predicted model, not a curated record
GACGAGUCGUGCGUGUACGCGUGCGGCGAUUACCGGCGCAGUGACAUCCGAAUACUCCGACACUAUGCGCCACCGGUUCGUCCUGUCCAUGCUGCUAUUGUUGCCGGCCGUCCGGGCCGCGGUCCGUGCGAACGACGGAGGCUCGACGCGGCCGAAAAACGAUGAUGACUCAUCGAUCAACAGCCUAGAAGAUGUGGACCUCAGUUGCGACGGGGGUAGAUGCGAACCAGAUGUACAAGACGUUUCCACAUCGAGUUGGACUACCACCAAAAAACCAAAUAUUUUUCAACUGAACAAUAAAUCGUGUCCCGGAUUUGAGCUACCACCAGUUUUCCCACGACAACGUUGUGAAUCUGAUAGAGACUGCUGGCCAAGGAUAUGUUGUGGGUACGGUGGACUCAAUGGUCAGAAAUAUUGUCGAAUUCCUUUGCCAAGUUGGCGAAAUGAUUUACUGAAAACCAUUACAAAAAGCCUCAGGUCCAGCCGGCCGCAGUACCUUCAGUGCAGCCCGCCACCGCCCGCGCGCUACGAUCUGUUCCCGCGGAAGUGCCGGACCACCGUGGACUGUCUGCCCGAGCUUUGCUGCCCGGAAACCGGAAGAAACGUCUGCCGGCCGCCCAAGAAACUGAUACGGCCGAUCAGGGCCCAGUUGACCAUCGGAUAGGCGGUCUGGUCGUUCGUUUUUACCGGCCGAACUGAGAUUGUCACCUGUUCAAAUGCAUCACCGAUCGAAAUGUUGUCCGGAAAACUUUUUCAACAUUUUUCGAUCACUAUAAUAUAUUAUUUUUAACCCGCGGGAUAACAUCGUUAUCCUGUGUUAUUGUGUUAUCGUGUCUAUCUAGUCAUUACUCAUUCGUGAAUUAUCGUCAGUCGCAGAAUCCAUCCAAACACCCGAACGAAGGGAUUACGCGUAACGACCAAAUACACGCCUAUGUUUAAUUAUAUUAUCGGAUAUAUUUUGUAUUAAUGAUCAUUUUUGUUAUUAUUUAUUAUUAUUAUUAAAUCAUUAUAAUUUUA